This is a messenger RNA of Histoplasma capsulatum G186AR, 2955 nucleotides long. RefSeq names its product GDP/GTP exchange factor. The record is from RefSeq and is a predicted model, not a curated record. Gene Ontology annotation, molecular function: guanyl-nucleotide exchange factor activity. The transcript has 2 exons. Lineage: Eukaryota; Fungi; Ascomycota; Eurotiomycetes; Onygenales; Ajellomycetaceae. The coding region runs from base 166 to 1824 and encodes 552 amino acids. Gene Ontology annotation, cellular component: cytoplasm.
AAAGGAGCAAACAAAGGGAAUCCAACACGUCUCGAAACGUCUCAAAGCGCCCCGACUCUACAUAUUCCCCCUCGAGGGUUCUUAAUUGAGUCAUCUUGACUUCUCCCACUACCAUUCUCUAGUUUCUUCCCUCGCUCAUUACCGUUUAAAAGUAACCCGCGUGUCAUGGCUCCCAGAAAAGCCGCAUCCAGCGCGAUAGCUGCUCGCUCACAGACAGCCACCAAGUCCAAAGUGACAAAAAAGACAGCCCAAGAACCCGCGAAGAAGGCAUCCACCAAGGCUGCAGCUCCAAAAGCGAAACCUGGGCCUAAACCUGGCUCAAAAAGGACAAAAUCAGUUGAAAACAAUGAGCAAGUCAAGGUGAACGGAGUCUCGCACGCUACGGACAGCGACAACGAGGAGGUUGAUAAAGUUGACGUGUCUAAGAAGCGCAAAGCGGUUGCCGAUGAGGUUGCGACGCGCGAGCCUAAGAAAGUCCGAGUCGUCAAAGCUCCCGUCGUCAAGCCCAAGGUCGUCAUCAAUCACCCCCCUACGCAGCGAUUGAACGUCUAUGUCUGCGGCGAAGGAAGCUCCGGAGAACUCGGUCUUGGUGCCGCCAAGAACGCUGUUGACGUGAAGCGUCCUCGUCUCAACCCGCACCUCCCUGCGGACAAGGUUGGCGUGGUCCACAUUGCCACCGGCGGCAUGCAUUGUGUUGCACUCACUCAUGAUAAUAAGAUAUUGACCUGGGGCGUCAAUGACCAGGGAGCGUUGGGUCGCAACACUACUUGGGAUGGAGGCUACAAGGACAUCAAAGAAGGCGAUGGGGACGACUCAGACUCGGAUUCCGACAGUGAUAGUGGCCUGAACCCUCGCGAAUCGACUCCUGCGGCCGUUCCGUCCGAGUAUUUCCCCGAAGAUACUGUUUUUGUCCAGGUUGCUGCAAGUGACAGUGCUAGUUUCGUUCUGACCGAUGUUGGAUCUGUCUAUGGCUGGGGUACAUUUAGAAGCAACGACGGCAUCCUGGGCUUUGACGGAGAAUCUACAGUCCAAAGAACUCCCGUCCUCUUACCCACCCUCAAGAAGAUCAAAUCCAUUACCUGCGGUGCCAACCACGUGCUCGCUCUCAACGACAAAGGCUCAGUCUUCGCCUGGGGUUCCGGCCAACAGAACCAGCUUGGCCGCCGUAUCAUCGAGCGCACCAAAAUCAACGGCCUACAGCCCCGGGAAUUCGGUCUGCCCAAAAAUAUGGUGGGCUUAGGAUGCGGCUCUUACCACUCCUUCGCCAUCCACAAGUCCGGCAAGGUCUACGCGUGGGGUCUCAACAGCUUUGGCGAGACAGGCAUCAGGAUGGGCGCGGGUGACCGCGAAGCGGCCAUCCUUCACCCGCUCGUCGUCGAGUCCCUGAAAGACAAAGACAUAAUUCAAAUCUGCGGUGGCGAGCACCACUCCCUCGCCCUCACAGCCAAGGGCGAAUGUCUAGCCUUUGGGCGUCUUGAUGGCUUCCAGACCGGUCUGAAAAUCGAUUCUUUACCGGAAUCAUCUAUCAUUCGUGAUGAUAGGAAUGCACCCCGCAUCCUCAUUACGCCCACUGCUAUUCCCGGUAUUGACGCUUGCCAUAUCGGCAGUGGAAGUGAACAUUCCAUCGCUAUCGAUAAGGAUGGGCGUGCGUGGUCGUGGGGCUUCUCUGCCAACUAUCAAACCGGCCAGGGGACUGAUGAGGAUAUCGAAGUCGCGUCCAUCGUGGAGAACACUGCUGUGCGCGGGAAGCGUUUGAAUUGGGCGGAUGCCGGUGGGCAGUAUUCAGUCUUCACUGAGAUCGCUGCCACGACGACAAAUGCUUGAAUUGACGUUUAAAGAUGAUUUUUUAGAAUUUCUCGUUUCCGAGCUUGCUGUUUGUUUUAAUAUUUCGUCUUGUUUUAUCUUGAUAUUUGAUUUUGAUUUGAUUUUGUUGAUUUUUGUCUAGGGCUCUUUUCUUCAUUUGAAUUCGGGUUUUUCUUUUCUUUUCUUUUUAUUUUAACAUUUCUUCUACUUUCUUUUUGUUAAUUGCAUUGUGGGAUAGUACGGGUAGAUUGAUUGAUUGGGCUCUUUUUGUUUAUUGACCCUUUUUUUUUUUUUUUUUUUUUUUGCUUCAAUGCUGUUGUUGGUUUAUCAUUUUCCAUUUAAAGCUUCCUUUCGCCUUUCUCCGCAGAAUUUUUUCCAGAAAUUUCACAUCUAGGGCCUUAUUUCCUGCUUUCAAUAUCAGCGAUUCAUUGUAUUUUCCAGCUUUUCACUCAAACACUGCAUUGACAUAAAUUCUAUCAUACAUUUGCACAUUCUCUUUGUUCCACGUUUUUGACCUUGAUUGAAGAGGGAAAAAGGAAAAGUAAAAAGGAACAAAAGCUCGCCAGAGCUACCAUCAUGCAUGUCUUUCUUUCAUGUGGGGUUAAUCGGUUUUCCUAAACUAACAGAAUUUACGGGGUAUUAAAAAUCAUAAUCAUCCAUCGCAUCCAAAUCAUCAUAGCCGCCUACUUGCGGUAGUCCUGAACUUGGGCCUGCACCCUUCGGUAUGGUGGUGGUGGUUCUAGGCUUUGGUUCCCGUUCUGAUGGCAUCCCACCACCCUCAUGCUCAGCUAAGAGAGCGUCUAACUCGUCAUCUUCGGGUGCGUUUUCGUCAUGCCCUGGUGGCACAUUCAUGUUCGCACGGGCAUUAUCGUUGCGAUCAUCCCUGACGAAAAGGUCAUCGUCACUAUCAGCAUUGUUGCCAAAGUUGUGUUCUGCCAUCUUCCCACCUCCUCCCCCGCCACCGAAAAUGGACGGUAUUUGAUUUUCUGUGGAAACAUCAGUGGUAUCGAGGUUUUCUCGAGUGGGCGAUGUUCUUGCUUCGCGUCGGGUAGUAUUUGUCGUCGCAGCGGGAAAUAAUUCAUCUUCGUUUUGACCAUGCUCAUCACGAGUGACUGCAUCGUUCGCAGCCGGAAGCUGGGUUGUGUCAUUGCU